UAGUUUCACGCUUGUCGAGCCGCCAUUUCUGUUUUGAGGGAAUUUGACUGGCAGUGUGUAGAAGCCCUCCCAACUUUACGGAACUGUUUAGGAAUUUGUGCUUUAUGGAAACUGUGACAUACAAUCGGAUUAUGUGUUUGGAUUAACAUCGCAAUUAAUUCCCAUGUUUAAACGUCAGUGGAAGGAAUAAUUCCGUUGUGUCAUUAUCAUGGACGAUACACAAAGGCUAAGCGUAAUGCAUCCGCAACAGGGAGCUGUUAGUAUGUCAGGGCCCGAAAAUAUGAUUCAACAAUAUAAUCUACAACCUACGGGACAAGAACCUUCAGAACAACGAAAACAGGAAAUUGGUGACAUUUUACAACAAAUAAUGACGAUAACUGACCAAAGUUUAGACGAAGCGCAAGCAAGGUGCCGAAAACACACGUUGAACUGUCAUCGAAUGAAACCUGCGUUAUUCAGUGUAUUAUGCGAAAUCAAAGAAAAAACGGUACUGAGUAUAAGGAACUCCCAGGAGGAGGAACCACCAGAUCCCCAACUCAUGCGACUGGAUAACAUGUUAAUAGCAGAGGGUGUGGCAGGGCCAGAAAAAGGAGGUGGUUCAUCAGCAGCAGUAAAUGCGACAGCAGCAGCAUCCGGUGGCCAGCCUGACAGUGCUAUAGAGCAUUCAGACUACCGUGCCAAACUGGCACAAAUUCGACAAAUUUACCACACAGAACUGGAGAAAUACGAACAGAGCGAUGGGUCAGAAAUCAAAAACUCAGACUACGAGGCAAAACUCGCCCAGAUUCGCCAGGUCUACCAAACCGAGUACGGAAAAUAUGAACAGGCGUGUAACGAGUUUACAACACAUGUUGUCAACCUCCUACGGGAACAGAGUCGUACACGCCCCAUUGCACCCAAAGAAAUUGAGCGUAUGGUUGGCAUCAUACGUAAAAAGUUUGCUGCUAUUGAGAUGCAGCUGAAGCAGAGCACGUGUGAAGCUGUUAUGAUCCUAAGAUCAAGGUUCCUGGAUGCAAGGAGAAAAAGAAGAAACUUCAGUAAGCAAGCUACAGAGGUGCUAAAUGAGUACUUCUACUCACACCUUAGUAAUCCUUACCCCAGUGAGGAGGCCAAGGAGGAGCUGGCUCGCAAAUGUGGCAUUACAGUAUCACAGGUGUCCAAUUGGUUUGGUAACAAGAGAAUUCGCUACAAGAAAAACAUUGGUAAAGCACAAGAGGAAGCUAACCUGUAUGCUGCCAAAACAGCGGCUGCAGCCGCAGCUGUGGGGCACGAUGGGCAAGGUGGAGCUGCUGGUUACAACUUGGGGUCAUCACAAGGAGGCAUUGGGGGCCAGGGCAGUGGCAUGUACAUGAACCUCAAUGGAGACAACUACCAAAGCAGUGACAACUCGGUGAACGCAUUGCGGCACGUGAUCGCCCAGACAGGGGGGUACAGUAGUGACAACCUACACAGCUCCACCUCUUCAUCCAUGUACGACCAGCACAUGUCCUCACAGGCGACACCUCUGAGGAGUACAGCAGGCAGUCAUGGGGGCUCUCCCCCAGAUAUAGAUCGCAAACCGGAAGACAGCGUGGACAGCUGGACGGCCGGACAGACUUCUCUUGGUGGACAGACACCUCUGGGCUUCAUGCACAACAUGGACGGUGAUGGUGGGGAGGGAUAUAACCCACACGAGCAGGAAGACAUCAAGAGACCACUAGUCUGAGGUCAGAGGUUACUAGGCGGAGGUCAGAGGUUACUAAGCAGAGGUCAGAAGUCUGUGAAGACAGGCUGAAGUUUAUAGAAAGUGUUUCUAAAAGCAUUGAUAUGACCUAAACAGUGACAAGGCAUAUAUGAACAGCAGAUUGUUAAAAUAUGUAUACAUGUAUAUAUACAUAUAUAACAAAACUAGUGUUGUGACAAAGAUUUAUUAAAUGAAUCCCAAGAACUAGUCUUUAGUACUUUCAAAGAUGUUGUGAGAUCAUUAUUGACGAUGUCUGGGAAUUUUCUAUGUGUAAAACCAGUGUUAACCUUGAUCUUAGCAUUGAGGAAUUCUAGUCAUACAUCUUACUGGAUUCAUGAUUAAUUCCACUGUGGGAGUUCUGGAGAUUUUAUAUAUCAAAGCUACAUAUGGACAAUUGUGCAUACUGUCUAUAGCUAAUAUGUGCAAAUCUGGUGUAUAAGUAUUUGUUUAUCUAUGUUAACUUGUUUGAAAAAUGAAUGCUGAUUUGUAACUGCUAUUCAAGAACAUUUCAUCUCUUUAAUGUGUAAGCAACCUGAAAAAGAAACUAUUACCAGGUAUAUUAAAUGGCAGAAAAAAACUUAUAGCAACUGAUGUCCAUUGUCGCAGAGUUAACCUAAAUAUCUGUAUCAUGACAUUCCGUACAAAGUAGUUACCUGGAAGAUUUGUACCCACAUUGUAACAGACCUAAAGUUAGACUAUAGUUUUACCUAGAUAUCUCACAACACCUGACAACAUAUCACUGUGGCCAACAUGUUUAUCUAGACAUCUCACAACACCUGACAACAUACCACUGUGGCCAACAUGUUUAUCUAGACAUCUCACAACACCUGACAACAUACCACUGUGGCCAACAUGUUUAUCUAGACAUCUCACAACACCUGACAACAUACCACUGUGGCCAACAUGUUUAUCUAGAUAUCUCACAACACCUGACAACAUAUCACUGUGGCCAACAUGUUUAUCUAGACAUCUCACAACACCUGACAACAUAUCACUGUGGCCAACAUGUUUAUCUAGACAUCUCACAACACCUGACAACAUACCACUGUGGCCAACAUGUUAAUCUAGGUAUCUCACAACACCUGACAACAUACCACUGUGACCAACAUGUUUAUCUAGACAUCUCACAACACCUGACAACAUACCACUGUGGCCAACAUGUUUAUCUAGACAUCUCACAACACCUGACAACAUACCACUGUGGCCAACAUGUUUAUCUAGAUAUCUCACAACACCUGACAACAUACCACUGUGGCCAACAUGUUUAUCUAGACAUCUCACAACACCUGACAACAUACCACUGUGGCCAACAUGUUUAUCUAGGUAUCUCACAACACCUGACAACAUACCACUGUGGCCAACAUGUUUAUCUAGAUAUCUCACAACACCUGACAACAUACCACUAUGGCCAACAUGUUUAUCUAGAUAUCUCACAACACCUGACAACAUAUCACUGUGGCCAACAUGUUUAUCUAGAUAUCUCACAACACCUGACAACAUACCACUGUGGCCAACAUGUUUAUCUAGAUAUCUCACAACACCUGACAACAUAUCACUGUGGCCAACAUGUUUAUCUAGAUAUCUCACAACACCUGACAACAUACCACUGUGGCCAACAUGUUUAUCUAGAUAUCUCACAACACCUGACAACAUACCACUAUGGCCAACAUGUUUAUCUAGAUAUCUCACAACACCUGACAACAUAUCACUGUGGCCAACAUGUUUAUCUAGAUAUCUCACAACAACUGACAACAUACCACUGUGGCCAACAUGUUUAUCUAGAUAUCUCACAACAACUGACAACAUACCACUGUGGCCAACAUGUUUAUCUAGGUAUCUCACAACACCUGACAACAUAUCACUGUGGCCAAUUAAUUGUAGGACACUGUUACCAGAGGUCAUUAAUUGUAGGACACUGUUACCAGAGGUCAUUAAUUGUAGGACACUCACCAGAGGUCAUUAAUUGUAGGACACUCACCAGAGGUCAUUAAUUGUAGGACACCCUCACCACAGGCCAUUAAGUGUAGGACACUCUCACCAUAUAGUAAUAUUGUAUAUUGUAUACAUACAAAUACAAAAUAGAUCCUGUGAACACGGUGGAUAUUUGUAUACAAGUUUCAUUGAACAGUAUGUAACAUUCACAGUAUAAACUAUCAUAAAAUGUCAAAAAUAUGUGCUUUAUGUUCUAUUUCUUUCAUUGCUUCCAUUGCUUGUAAACUGUUGAGAAAAAAAAAAUUGUAAAUAAACAUUUUUUUAUGAGUAUAUAUAUAAAGUUCAGUAUUCAUGUGCUUGUACUAGUGUUGGUGUUACUGUGUUAGGGAGAAUAGAUGUGACUAAAAGGUAUUGUAUAUGUUACAUAGGUACAAAUUCUCCCUAGUCAAAACACCUGUAGACAGAUUGACAUAUAUAGACAAAUAGUGUAGGUGAUACAGACGAUGGACAGACAAAUACAGUAGGUGAUACACGGACGAAGGACAGACAAAUACAGUAGGUGAUACAGACAAAGGACAGACAAAUACAGUAGGUGAUACACAGACGAUGGACAGACAAAUACAGUAGGCGAUACACAGACGAAGGACAGACAAAUACAGUAGGUGAUACACAGACGAUGGACAGACAAAUACAGUAGGUGAUACAGACAAUGGACAGACAAAUACAGUAGGUGAUACACGGACGAAGGAUAGACAAAUACAGUAGGUGAUACACAGAUGAUGGACAGACAAAUACAGUAGGUGAUACAGACAAUGGACAGACAAAUACAGUAGGUGAUACACAGACGAUGGACAGACAAAUACAGGUGAUACACAGACGAUGGACAGACAAAUACAGUAGAUGAUACACAGACGAAUGAUAGACAAAUACAGUAGGUGAUACACAGACGAUGGACAGACAAAUACAGUAGGUGAUACACAGACGAAGGAUAGACAAAUACAGUAGGUGAUACACAGACGAUGGACAGACAAAUACAGUAGGUGAUACACAGACGAAGGAUAGACAAAUACAGUAGAUGAUACACAGACGAAUGAUAGACAAAUACAGUAGGUGAUACACAGACGAUGGACAGACAAAUACAGUAGGUGAAACACAGACGAUGGACAGACAAAUACAGUAGGUGAUACAGACGAUGGACAGACAAAUACAGUAGAUGAUACACAGACGAAUGAUAGACAAAUACAGUAGGUGAUACACAGAUGAAGGACAGACAAAUACAGUAGAUGAUACACAGACGAUGGACAGACAAAUACAGUAGGUGAUACACAGACAAAGGCCAGACAAAUACAGUAGGUGAUACACAGACGAAGGACAGACAAAUACAGUAGGUGAUACACAGACAAAGGACAGACAAAUACAGUAGGUGAUACACAGACGAUGGACAGACAAAUACAGUAGGUGAUACACAGACGACUGACAAAUACAGUAGGUGAUACAGACGAUGGACAGACAAAUACAGUAGAUGAUACACAGACGAAUGAUAGACAAAUACAGUAGGUGAUACACAGAUGAUGGACAGACAAAUACAGUAGGUGAUACACAGACGAUGGACAAACAAAUACAGUAGAUGAUACACAGACGAAUGAUAGACAAAUACAGUAGGUGAUACACAGACAAUACAGUAGGUGAUACACAGACGAUGGAUGAAAAGCAGAUAUAGGAGAACUGUCCUAAGACAAACAGGCUUGAUACAAAUUUCUGUUUAUAACAAAGCAAACAAAAUGGAUGUGGUUCUGUGGAAUAAACAGCAUUGUCUUGAAUAUUGCAGUUUCCUAACAAAAUUUGACUAAGAAUUUUUAGCCCUCAUCAGAUGGUAUAGCUAUUGAAAUACCCCUUAGUCCCCUUGUCUAUCGUUUGUACAUUCAUCACCCUUCGUCCCCUGAUCCAUCAUCUGUCCAUCUUUCGCCCUUAGUCCCCUGGUCCAUCGUCUGUCCAUCCUUCGCCCUUCGUCCCCUGGUCCAUCGUCUGUCCAUCUUUCGCCCUUAGUCCCCUGGUCCAUUGUCUGUCCAUUUAUCACCCUUUGUCCCCUGGUCCAUCGUCUGUCCAUCCUUCGCCCUUCGUCCCCUGGUCCAUCGUCUGUCCAUCCUUCGCCCUUCGUUCCCUUGUCCAUUGUCUGUCCAUCCAUCCGAAAACUGAUCUUAGAUCUUUCAUGGACUUUCUUUAUACAUGUAGUUUCUUUUUGUUAUCAAAGCGGUUAAAAGGAAAAGGGGAAAGAAGAAAGGAAAAGGGGAAAGAAGAAAGGAAAAGGGGAAAGAAGAAAGGAAAAGGGGAAAGAAGGAAAAAGUAGAGAAUGACCAGUCUUUUACAGGACCAAAAAAAGAUCAGUCAAAGGUGGCCAUCACUGUCCUCCUGGGAUGGGGAUGUAAUUGGGAACUUGAUUAAGUGAUGAGUGGGAUAUUGUAGAAAGGCUGUCUCUUAGAUGGUGCUAUGUAUUCCUCAGGUAUGUAGGUAGUACAGUUCUCAUGGUCAACUUGUUAUAUCACAGAGCAAAGAAAUAUCAAAUUAUUAAACAUACCUGAACAUUUCAUGAAGCCACAAUGAAUAUAGACUGGUUGUCUCUUUGGAGUAUAUCAGCCAGUAUUGAUGAUAAUGUACUUACUGUUUGUGGGGUGAUCUCCGGAUGGGGAUGACAAUGAAUGAACUUCCUGUUUAUGGGGUGAUCUCUGGAUGGGGAUGACAAUGAAUGAACUUCCUGUUUAUGGGGUGAUCUCUGGAUGGGGAUGACAUUGUACUUCCUGUUUGUGGGGCAUUCUAUGGAUGGGGAUGACAAUGAACUUCCUAUUUGUGGGGCAUUCUAUGGAUGGCGAUGACAAUGUCCUUCCUAUUUGUAGGGUGAUCUCUAGAUAGGGAUGACAAUGAACUUCCUGUUUGAGGGAUGAUCUCUGGAUGGGGAUGACAAUGUCCAUCCUAUUUGUGGGGUGAUCUCUGGAUGGGGAUGACAAUGUACUUCCUGUUUGUGGGAUGAUCUGAAUAGGGAUUUGGAAGCACAGUAUAGGCUAAACUGAAGUGACAAAUAGUCCAGACUGGUGUUGAGUGACUUGAUGACAACAGUUGGUGAGACGAAACCUAACAAUAGUCUGUCAUAUAGGCAGUAAACCAGUACCUUAGUCCAGACUGUCCUAGUCACCUGUAGUUUAGGUUAAUCAAGCACCACUACUUUUACCUUCCUGAAUUUCAUUUUUUGUUUGUCAGAUUUUCAAAGGAAAGUGAAAUAUUGUAGCAGGGCAUACAUGUAGAUAACACCUUAUAUUGUUAUAAUAACAUAUCAAGCUGGGCUGUAUUUUCAGGUUGUAGUGCUAGAUUUUCUGGUUUGUGAGAUGUAGGGUUGUGUGUUAUAUUUUACUCUGGCUUUGCUGUGCUUGUUAAUGAAUUACUAUAGUAGAUUAUUUAUUGUCAGUGAAUCUAUAUUGCAAUUAACUUUGAAGUCAGUCAUCUAAAACAAUGACAUUCAAAGUUCAGGUACAUAUAUAUAAGAUUCUCAAAACUUUUUUCAAUAUUUUCAGACUGUAGUUUACUCUAGGUUGAUCAAGAACCAGUGCUUCACUAUGGUAGUUCAUCGUUGUCCCAAUAGGGUAUUAAUUUUCAAUGGAAUAAUAUUUCACGGUUGUCCGAGUAGGCCUAGUUUGUGGGUAUUAAAUUUCCUGGGGUUAAUAUUUUACCGUUGUCCAAGUAGGACCUAGUUUGUGGGUAUUAAAUUUCUGGGGUUAAUAUUUCACCGUUGUCCCAGUAGGGUAUUAAUUUUCAAUGGGUUAAUAUUUCAUAGUUGUCUCAGUAGGCCUAGUUUGUGGGUAGUAUCUCGCUGGGUUAAUAUUUCAUAGUUGUCUCAGUAGGCCUAGUUUGUGGGUAGUAUUUCGAUGGGUUAAUAUUUCACGGUUGUCUCUGUAGGCCUAGUUUGUGGGUAUUAAUUUUCACGGGGUUAAUAUUUCACAGUGAGUUUGUGGGUAUUAAAUUCUGUGUAACAUUGACUUGUAAACGUUCUGCAGUGAACAUUUCAGUACAUCCGUGUUUAUUUUCUCCCUGUAUUCAAUAACCGCGAAAAUGGGCAAAAUCCCUAGUAUCAAAUUAACAGUCUAUGCAAAUAUAUUGGUGUGUAAUAUUUUCCCACAAAUAUUUGAUCUUGUAAUAGGAUGAAACAUGGACAUUUAUUUUGAAAACCAUGGUGACGUAAUAUACAAGAGAUAUUUCAUUUUAUAAUACUUGUCAUAGUAUAUGAUAUAACUAUAUCCAAUACAUGUACGAACUUCAAAUUGUAAUUAUUCAUGUGACUUUUCAUUUAGCACAGAAUUAAUUUAUUAAUUCCAAGAAGUCUUACAAGUCAGUUAUGUAGAGACCUAUGAAAAUAGCCAACACCGGGGAUGGUAUUAUUCCAAACUUAUUACAAUCAGAGUGUUACACAAAAAACAUUUAAACUCAAAUUAAGCAAAAUUGUAGUUUGUUUAAAAGUAUAAGUAGGUUUUGAGAUUACAUCUUAUUUCUAAGGAGUCUGUAUACCAGGUAACAGUACUGUAAGGACCGUGUAUACCAGGUAACAGUACUGUAAGGACCAUGUAUACCAGGUAACAGUACUGUAAGGACCGUGCAUACCAGGUAACAGUAUUAACUGUAUGUAUACCAGGUAACAGUACUGUAAGGACCGUGUAUACCAGUUAACAGUAUUAACUGUAAGGACUGGAAUUAACUACAUAACAUAUGAAAUCACUACAAUGAAGUAUAGGGAUUAAGGUUGUCUUCCAUUGUGUUUAACAAACACAUGAUUUUAGAUAAUUUGUUGAAUGUUUUGUGAGAAAAUGGUGCUGUAUGUAUACAAUUAUGUGUUGUUGUAUUGAAUUGAAUUGGUCUGCUUCAAAUAUUUUAGUCAAGAACUUUAAAAAACAAGGAGUGUGCCAUAUUACUUCUUCAGGGAAAUGAUAGUACACUUGAAACCUUUGUCAUAAUUUCCAUUUUCCCACAUCUCCACCAGUAUUUGUAAACUCAUAGAUUUGCGAAGUUGAAGAUAACCUAGAUGUGCUUAGACUAUUCUUACUUUGAACAGCACACCUGAACUGAUCAUACUGGUAUCAUAGGUCAAGUCAUUAUUUAGAAAGCUUUUGUUUUACCGUAUUUAUCUGUAAAUAAGCCCCACCUUCAAAUAAACCCCUCUUUCAGUUGUUGCAAAAUUAGCAAUUUUAAAACAGCAACCUGAAAGUGGUUCACCAACACACUCUGACACCACUUGGGAUCAGUGUCUAAGGGUAAUAGUCGCAUCCCCAGUAAUUUUUCAUAGUUCACAAACAAGCCCUGCCCAAACUUUUUUUUAAACUUUUAGGGAGAGGGCUUAUCAGUGCAUAAAUAUAGUACUUAACUUUUACAUUAGGGAGGGAGCUUAUCUGUGCAUAAAUAUAGUACUUCACUUUUACAUUAGGGAGGGGGCUUAUUUGAGGAUAAAUAUGCUUUUCCUUUUUGAGGCAUGUACAGUAUAAUAUACAUUUUGCCAAAGUAAUCAUUUCUCGGCAUAUCAUUAUCAUGUAUCAGUAUGAACACUGCUUGUAGCCGUUUUGUUUUGUAAAAGAGAUGAGGAAAAGCUGAAUAAACAUACAUAAAACUUCA
This is a messenger RNA of Pecten maximus, 9301 nucleotides long. Its product is annotated as pre-B-cell leukemia transcription factor 1-like. The transcript has 10 exons. Gene Ontology annotation, cellular component: nucleus. NCBI's taxonomy places the organism in Eukaryota, Metazoa, Mollusca, Bivalvia, Pectinida, Pectinidae. Gene Ontology annotation, molecular function: DNA-binding transcription factor activity, RNA polymerase II-specific; RNA polymerase II cis-regulatory region sequence-specific DNA binding. The coding region runs from base 209 to 1705 and encodes 498 amino acids. The record is from RefSeq and is a predicted model, not a curated record. Gene Ontology annotation, biological process: embryonic organ development; regulation of transcription by RNA polymerase II; animal organ morphogenesis.